AAAAAAAGAAAUCUAAAAGGCUUUGGCAAAAUCCUUCAUCAAAGCGCGAUUAUCCUUGGCAAACUCGAAGAAUUCUUGGAACGAAAUGAAGCCGUCGCCAUCUUUAUCAAUGGCGUCCAUCAUCCUCUUCGCAUCUUCAGAGCUCACUCCGAUUCCGUUCAAUGCGUCGCCGAGCUCCGUCGCCGAGAUCUGCCCGUCGCCGUUCGCAUCGAAUCGCUUGAAAAUCCUCUCGCACUCGGCUGAGUCUACGCCAUUGUCUGCCAUUUCUUCUGGAGCGUUGAUUUGAUUGGAUUAGGUUUUGGAAUAAUCUCGAUUAGGCCCCAAAUCUCUUCUCCUCCUCUUCCAUUUUCUUCCGCCUUUAAUAAUCCCCCGUUUUCCCUAAAUUAUUGGGAUCGGAACCACUUGUUGUCGUCUCCUUGUUCUUCGCAAUCGUUGCGCCCAACCGAUUCUUGCUCAAGUUAGGGCAUAGCUUUGUAAUUGCCCAAGUGACAUGUUCUUGAUCCCUACAGUUUCUCCCAUCGCAGAGUAAAAUAAGUCGCAAGGAAUUGAGAGAAAGCUCAGAGUUCCAUCUAAGUGAAACCAUAACAAACGAGGCCUUCCUAAAAAGAAGGAAGAACAGAAAGGGAAACUAAUCGGAGAACUCAUAGUGAAAAUUCGUGAUAUCGUUCCGAUCGAAAGCGUUGUUUCUUCUAUCGGCAUCUGAGAAUCAAUGGCGACGAAGACCGAUGGAAUCCAAGAGGAAGAAAUUUCAAAGCUCGAGGAAGGCACUCUCGGAACCUGCGUCGCGCGUCUCCGUCCAUCGUCUUGGGUUGCUAUCAUCCAAAAGGUUAUUGCGGAGGUGAUUGGAACGUACUUCGUGAUCUUCACCGGAUGUGGAGCGGUGGUGGUGAACAAAAUUUACGGAUCAGUGACGUUCCCGGGAAUCUGCGUGGUUUGGGGAUUGAUUGUGAUGGUUAUGGUGUAUUCGUUGGGACACGUCUCUGGAGCGCACUUCAACCCUUCUGUUACCAUCACAUUCGCCAUUUUUCGUCGCUUCCCCUUUUGUCAGGUUCCAAUAUACAUAGGAGCUCAAGUAGCAGGGUCCCUUCUUGCCAGCACCACGCUGGACCUAUUGUUUGAAGUGACCCCGGAAGCCUUCUUUGGGACAGUGCCUGCAGGAUCCGAUGUCCAAUCUUUCGUCCUUGAAAUCAUCAUCACCUUCCUCUUGCUGUUAGUCGUCUCUGGUGUCUCCACUGAUCACAGAGCUGUAGGAGAAUUGGCGGGAAUUGUCGUUGGAAUGACUGUUCUGUUGAAUGUCUUCGUGGCUGGGCCGAUUUCAGGAGCUUCCAUGAAUCCAGCUAGGACCAUUGGACCUGCGAUAGUGAAGGGACAGUUCAAAGGCUUAUGGGUUUACAUGGUUGGGCCGUUGAUCGGAGCUAUUGCCGGAGCAUUUACUUACAACCUGAUGAGAUUCACAGACAAGCCAUUGUCUGAGAUCACCAAAAGCAGCUCAUUCCUCAACCGCUCCCAAAAAUCAUAAUGCCGCCUCUUCACCAUCAUCUUAUCUUUUAACUACAGAAGCCACAAAGCUCGGGAGUCUCGAGCAGCUUCGCCUUUUUUCUCUCGGUAAAGCAACUUCACUCUUGUACGAUGGUCAUUCAUUUGUGUAUUUAGAGUGUGUCAACCGAUCAAUUCAUCAUUCAUUCAUUUAGAAAAUUCGUUUUAGCGAAAGCGUUAUUUAUUUGAUCAAAUAAUGCCUUUUUUUUUUUCCUUUAGUUGUUGAAAUGGAUUCAUUGUGAGUAGUUUAUCUAA
Cucurbita moschata (crookneck pumpkin) is the source of this 1791-nucleotide messenger RNA. RefSeq names its product putative aquaporin NIP4-1. Gene Ontology annotation, biological process: transmembrane transport. The record is from RefSeq and is a predicted model, not a curated record. The coding region runs from base 710 to 1519 and encodes 269 amino acids. Gene Ontology annotation, cellular component: membrane. The transcript is spliced from 6 exons. NCBI's taxonomy places the organism in Eukaryota, Viridiplantae, Streptophyta, Magnoliopsida, Cucurbitales, Cucurbitaceae. Gene Ontology annotation, molecular function: channel activity.